CCCAAUCAAGUUUGUCCAUCAGUGUCCUCUCACAAAGAGAGCCUUAAAGGGGAGGUACUGUAACAACCUCUGUCAAAUUUCAAUCAGAAAUACGGUGGUUAGGUCGGAAAGUAGGCGGAAUUCAGCAAACUGCACACAUGCUUUUAGUGAUGGUUAAUUUUUAUAUAUUUCUUAUUUUGCUUUGUCGUAUUACUUUUAUUUAACGUGAGCGUCCGUACGUGAUUAACGACACCAUACUUUUUUGAGUGUAGCCACUUCAUGUUGAAAGUUACGGCAAACGUGGUUACAUGAUAUGUGAUUACAGUUUUAAUCAACAUGUUGCCUUCGCCCAACGUUUUCAAGUGGAGUGUCCUGUUGGUGUCACGCUCUAUUUGGACCACAGGCUGCGUGAGGUGUCAGAAGAGGAAUAUUUCUGUGAAGACAGGAGGAUGGAGGCAGAGGAUAGUACCCGCAAGAUACCUAGGCCAGCCGAGUCCUUACACCCAUCCGCACCUUGUCAAACAUGAUGAGGUGACGCCGGGCCUGACCCAGACUGAGUACGAGCUUCGUCGGCACAAGCUGGCCUCUCUCAUCCAGGCACAGCUGGCCAGACAGGGCCCCGCCUCCGGCCAGAACGGCACCCCUUCGCCCCACAUCGCCAUCGUCCUCUCCCACCCGACGCGCUACAUGACCAACGACAUCCCCUACCCCUUCCACCAGAACCAGGACUUCCUCUACCUCACCGGCGUCCUGGAGCCGGACUGCGCGCUGGUUCUGUGCUGCGCGCCCCGGCCAGAGAGCGCCGUCCUCUUCGUGCCCCGCAGAGACCCGGCUCGCGAGCUGUGGGACGGGCCGCGCUCGGGAAAGGACGGGGCGUCCGCUCUGACGGGGGUGGAGCGGGUCCACAGCACCGAGGAGCUCGGCCUGGUACUCAAGAGCUUGAAAGGCAGUACAGUGUGGUAUGACGGGUCUCCAUCUUGCCAUCCGCAGCUGCACCUUGCCCACUUGCACCCCCUAUUGGAUGGAGGCCCGAUGGUGCGACCCCUCAGGCCUCUCAUACACUCCCUGAGGGCCGUGAAAAGCCCUGGGGAGGUGGCUCUCAUGAGGGAGGCGGGGCGUAUCACUGCACAGGCCUUUAAGAGGACUAUGGCCAUGUCUCGAGGGGAUGUGGACGAAGCCCUUCUGUAUGCAAAGUUUGAUUUUGAGUGCCGUGCCCAUGGUGCAAACUUCCUGGCGUAUCCCCCUGUUGUUGCUGGCGGCAACCGUGCGAACACGCUGCAUUACAUCAACAACAACCAGAUUGUGAAGGAUGGGGAAAUGGUCUUGCUGGAUGGUGGAUGUGAAUAUUUUGGCUACGUCAGCGAUGUGACCCGCACCUGGCCCGUGAAUGGGAAGUUUUCCCCAGCCCAGGCGGAGCUGUACGAGGCCGUUCUGGAGGUGCAGAUGACCUGCCUGUCCCUCUGCUGCCCAGGGGUCAGCCUGGACCACAUCUACAGCAGCAUGCUGGCGCUGCUGGGUGGGAAACUCCGGGACCUGGGCAUCAUCCCUCCCUCUGCCAGCAACGCCGAUGCAGCCAAGGCUGCACGCAGGUACUGUCCACACCAUGUGGGACACUACCUGGGAAUGGACGUCCACGACACCCCUGAACUGUCCCGCUCUCAGCCACUGCAGCCUGGGAUGGCCAUCACCAUAGAGCCUGGGCUGUACAUUUCUGAGAAUGACGAAGGGUGUCCGGAACGAUUCCGGGGACUUGGGGUGAGGAUUGAAGAUGAUGUGGUGAUCCAAGAAGUUGGGGGACCCUUGAUCCUGUCCGCUGACACCCCCAAAACCAUCCCUGACAUUGAGAGCACCUGUGCACAAGAUUGAAAGGGAAGGAGGAGCCAGAGGCAGAACUAAUCUCCUUAAGCGAGCACGACGAAAAGGAAAGGAGGGUAGAUGGACAGUGUAAAACCCUCUCUACCCUCUGAGGAAGGGGGGGGGGGGGGGGGUGUUCCAGGUACAAGCAGCUGCUUGGAGUAUCCCGUGUGAGCCUAAACUGUAAAUGUGAAUGGACCAUUUUUAUUUGUGCUUGUCAGAAAUGUCUUCAUUAUCCUGACAAUGAAAGGAAUAUACAUUCAGUGAGCAAUUUAUUAGGUAGACCUGUACACCAGAUUGUUAAUGCAAAUAUCUAAACCGCCAAUCAUGUGGCAGAAACUAAAUGCAUAAAAGCAUGUAGACGUGGUCAAAAGGUUCAACUGUUGUUCAGACCAAAUGUUAGAAUUGGGAGGAAAAAUGUGAUCUAAGUGACUUUGACUGUAGAAUGAUCGUUAGUGCCAGACAGAAUGGUUUGAGUAUCUCAGAAACUGCUGAUCUCCUGUGAUUUUUCACACACAACAGUCUGCAGGAGUUUGCAGGGAAUGGUGCAAAAAACAAAAAGCAUCCAGUGAACAACAGUACUGUGGAUAAAAACACGCUGUUAAUGACAGAGGUAUAAUGUAAUGAGUAUAAUGGCCAGACUGGUCAAAGCUUACAGGAAGGUGACAAUAAUGCAAAUAAGCAUGCAUUACAACAGUGGUAUGCAGAAGAGCAUAUCUGAACACACAACAUGUGAAACCUCUCAGUGGAUAGGCUACAGCAGCAAAAGUAAAAAAUAAAAUAAAAAUAAAAAGUCUAGUGAAUUCCUAAUAAAAUGCUCACUGAGUGUAGAACCUCUUUUGCUAUUCUCUCAAUAAAAACAAUCUCUGGA
Messenger RNA from Conger conger (European conger), 2704 nucleotides. It is a transcript of the gene xpnpep3, whose product is annotated as X-prolyl aminopeptidase 3, mitochondrial. Gene Ontology annotation, molecular function: metalloaminopeptidase activity; manganese ion binding. The record is from RefSeq and is a predicted model, not a curated record. Gene Ontology annotation, cellular component: mitochondrion. Lineage: Eukaryota; Metazoa; Chordata; Actinopteri; Anguilliformes; Congridae. The coding region runs from base 316 to 1845 and encodes 509 amino acids. The transcript is spliced from 10 exons.